Molecule: messenger RNA, 3195 nt
Organism: Didymodactylos carnosus
Lineage: Eukaryota; Metazoa; Rotifera; Eurotatoria; Philodinida; Philodinidae
Source: the annotation of a GenBank genome assembly
AUGACAGUGAGUCAAAUUUGGGGUUAUCAUCGAAAUCCAUAUGUAUUGAAAGCGAGAGGACUUUAUUCGCGUCGUAUUGAUCAACGUUUACGAACGUAUCUUGUCAUGGAACAUCACGGUCCGGGAAAAAGUCAUGCACCAACAGCAUAUGAUGUACUACGUGAACCACGAUAUAAAAUUAAAUGGGAAAAAGAUUGGAAUGAAAAUACAGAAAUUGAUAAACAAAGUAUAUUCAAAGAAAUUAAAUUAUUCUUCGAAAAACGAUCAAAAAUGACUGUCGUUGAACAACCCUGCUAUACGUUGAUCAAUACCGGACAAGAUCUCGAACCACCAUCGGAAAUGGACUUGCGUGUAGAUCUAGAGAAAGGCAAUGAUAAGACAAAAGCCGAAGCGUUAAAGAAAGUCAUACAAAUGAUGUUAAGUGGUGACAAAUUUCCAUCUCUAUUAAUGAUAAUCAUUCGUUAUGUGAUGCCAUCUCAGGAUCACACAAUUAAAAAGUUAUUGCUGAUAUUUUGGGAAGUAGUGCCCAAACAUUCAGCUGAUGGCAAAUUGUUGCACGAAAUGAUAUUGGUUUGCGAUGCCUACAGAAAAGAUCUUCAACAUGCAAAUGAAUUUAUUCGUGGUUCAACAUUACGCUUUUUGUGUAAAUUAAAAGAACAAGAAUUACUUGAACCAUUAAUGCCAUCGAUACGUGCAUGUUUAGACUAUCGUCAUUCUUAUGUUCGUCGUAAUGCUGUUCUGGCCAUAUUCACUAUAUAUAAAAAUUUUGAUUUCUUAAUCCCUGAUGCACCAGAAUUAAUAGGAAAAUUUUUAGAUGUUGAACAAGAUAUGUCGUGUCGGCGUAACGCAUUUAUGAUGUUAAUACAUGUUGAUCAAGAACGUGCAUUAAAUUAUUUGUCGAAUGUUAUUGAUCAAGUACAAACAUUUGGUGAUAUUCUGCAAUUAGUUAUUGUCGAAUUAAUAUAUAAAGUUUGCCAUAGUAACCCAAAUGAACGUGCACGUUUCAUUCGUUGUAUUUACAAUCUCUUGAAUUCAUCAUCACAAGCCGUGAGAUACGAAGCAGCCGGUACACUUAUUACACUAUCAAGUGCACCGACAGCCGUUAAAGCAGCAGCAAGUUGUUAUAUUGAUUUAAUCAUCAAAGAAAGCGAUAAUAAUGUGAAGCUAAUAGUAUUAGAUCGUCUUAUUCAAUUGAAAGAUAUACAAGCACACGAGAGAAUAUUACAAGAACUUGUGAUGGAUAUAUUGAGAGUAUUGCAAUCACCGGAUAUUGAAGUUCGACGAAAAACAUUACAAUUAAGUUAUGAUUUAGUUACAUCAAAAACGAUUAAUGAAAUGAUAUUAUUACUAAAAAAAGAAGUAUCGAAAACCCACAAUGCACAAGAACAUGAAGAUAUUGAAAAAUAUAAACAACUAUUAGUGAGGACAUUACAUCAGUGUACAAUGAAAUUUCCAGAUGUGGCCGGUACAAUUAUACCAGUUCUGAUUGAGUUUUUGGCUGAUACAAACGAAUUAGCUGCGCUCGACGUAUUAAUAUUUAUUCGUGAAGUAAUACAACGAUUUUCGAAUUUAAGAGAUAUAAUAAUUCAACGUCUAUUAGAUGUUUCUUCUCAAGUAAAAUCUGUCAAAAUAUUACGUGCAACAAUAUGGCUAUUAGGUGAAUAUUGUUUAACAGUUGAAGAUAUUCAAAAUGCUAUGACAUUUAUUCGUCAGUCAUUGGGCGAUUUACCCAUUGUUGAUGAUGAAAUACGUCGUUCAACAGGCGAAACAAGAGAUGAUGCUGAUACAGCAAUGACCGCCAAUGUCCAACCUUUAGUAACGGCUGAUGGUACCUAUGCAACACAAAGUGCAUUCGUUCAAUCACCAUCAAAUACAGCAACGUCUCGUUCCACAACAUCUGAUCAACGUGGUGGUCGUACAGUACCAACAUUACGGUCGUUUUUGUUAGACGGUGAUUUUUUUAUUGGUUCAGCUUUAGCCACAUCAUUAUGUAAAUUAGUUAUAAGAUAUAUCGAUUUAGAAUCAGAUCAAAUAAAACAAAAUCGUUUUUCUGCUGAAGCCAUGUUUGUUAUUGCAUCUAUAUUACAUUUGGGACGUACAGGAUUACCUAAAAAGCCCAUGAACGAAGAUGAUCAUGAUCGUAUGUUAAUGUGUGUAAGAAUAUUAAAUGAACGUUUACCUCUAGCAUUCCACAUAUUCAAUGAAGAAUGUCGAUCAUCAUUAGCUGAAAUGUUGACAACAAAAGCACAAGAAGAAAAAGAUCUGGAAAAAAAUCUUUUACAUGGAAAAACAACAUCAGUUCAACCCGAUGAUCCAAUACGUUUUAGUCAAUUAUUAACAGCAAAUGAAUUUGAUGAAAAAGAAGAUAUAUUAGAUACAAUGUUAAAACAAGCCGUUGGCAUCAUUCAAAAGAAAGAUGAAGAUAUAUUUAGUUCAUCAAAAUUAAAUAAAGUAACACAAUUGACCGGAUUCAGUGAUCCAGUUUAUGCUGAAGCCUAUGUAAAUGUUAAUCAAUAUGAUAUUGUUCUUGAUGUUCUAAUUGUUAAUCAAACAUCAGAUACAUUACAAAAUUUAACAUUAGAAUUAGCUACAUUAGGCGAUUUAAAAUUAGUUGAAAAACCACAAUCUAUCACAAUGGCACCACAUGAUUUUACAAACAUUAAAGCAAAUAUCAAAGUAACAUCAACAGAAAAUGGCAUCAUAUUUGGCAACAUUGUUUAUGAUUGUGGUGGAUCACAAUCUGAUCGUAAUUGUGUGGUAUUAAACGAUAUUCAUAUUGAUAUCAUGGAUUAUAUUGUACAAGCAUCAUGUAAUGAUAAUGAAUUUCGUCAAAUGUGGAUUGAAUUUGAAUGGGAAAACAAAAUAGUUGUUAAUACAAAUAUAAAAGAUUUACAUUUAUAUUUACAGUAUUUAUUAAAAUCAACGAACAUGAGAUGUUUAACACCGGAAAAAGCCUUAUCAGGCGAUUGUGGAUUUAUGGCUGCAAAUUUGUAUGCAAAAUCAAUAUUUGGAGAAGACGUAUUAGCCAAUGUUAGCAUUGAAAAGUCAAGUGUGAACGUUGAUGCACCUGUCGCUGGUCACAUACGAAUUAGAGCUAAAAGUCAGGGGAUGGCAUUGUCAAUGGGUGACAAAAUUAAUAUGACACAAAAAUCUGGUUUCAAAGGUUUGUCAACUAUGUCAUCGUUGCAUAAAUAA